UAUAGCAAUGGCUUUCAGUCGAUUUUCCAAGCUCGUAGCAGUCGCUCUCUGUCUCAUUCACCUCGUUUCAGGUGGUUACUCGGCGACGUUCACGAUUACAAACAAGUGCAGCAACACGAUUUGGCCCGGCAUUUUGUCCAACGCCGGGACGGCGCAGCUUUCUACUACCGGGUUUGCUCUACUACCCGGGGAGUCAAGCGCGAUUGCCGUCCCGGCCUCAUGGUCGGGUCGUUUAUGGGCGCGAACUUUCUGUUCAAACGACGCGACGACGGGGAAGUUUAGUUGUGUAACGGGAGAUUGUGGCUCGGGUACAGUCGAGUGUGCUGGAGGUGGAGCCGCGCCUCCGGCGAGUCUGGCGGAGUUUACCCUGAACGGCGCUAAUGGGAUGGACUUCUACGACGUCAGCCUCGUGGACGGUUACAACCUCCCCAUGUUGAUCGUGCCCCAGGGCGGCACAGGAGGCAACUGCACCACCACGGGCUGCGUUGUGGACCUAAACGCCGGGUGUCCAUCGGAGCUGAAGGUGACUACGGAGAUUGACGGCGGCGUGGCCUGUAAAAGCGCGUGCGAGGCGUUUGGGGAUCCCAUGUAUUGCUGUAGUGGAGCUUACGCGACACCUGACACCUGCACACCCAGCUCGUACUCGCAGUUCUUUAAAAACGCGUGCCCGAAAGCUUACAGCUAUGCCUAUGACGACGGCACCAGCACCUUUACUUGUGUUGCCGCCGACUACCUCAUCACCUUCUGCCCUGCCCCCGCUACCAGUGUGAAGUCGGCGAAUGGCCAGUUCCCAGUUGCGGCCGGCGUCUCUGCUGCUUCACAUCGUUCGAUACCAAACUUCGUCGCUUUCGCUACCGUCGUGGCGGCAGUUUGGCGGUUGCUGCUGCCGCUAUUCUGAUUCCUCUUCUCGCCUUAAAUUCAUUCGAGAAAGAGGUGUCUCUGACUCCGAGACCGUCCUAGUUAGAUUUGCGGUGGGCCAACGAAGUUUUGACGUCGAAGAGCGGGAGCCAAGUAUUCUGCUGAUGUGGCGAGAGCUUGCUAGGGCAAAAAGCUUUGAUCGAUAGAAACAAACGCAUGCAGCAAAUUUAUACACGGUGAUCCACGUCCUUCAAAUUGAAAGGGCAAAUCAUGAGCGUUACUUUGUGCGGCCAUCAUAGGAUUUGAUUUAUUUUAUUUGUUUUUAGAUCAGAUUUUGUGAAACAAGUAAUAGGAAGGAGGUAGCUAAUGGGGUAGAAUGUUAUUACUUAUUAGCCGGAAGAAAAUGCAUUUCUUUUUGCAACUAAUGCCAAAGAGAUGGAGUUAAAUGUGAUGUAUUCUCCUUUCUGUUGUAUAUAAUUUGGGAUCUAUUG
Messenger RNA from Argentina anserina (silverweed cinquefoil), 1349 nucleotides. RefSeq names its product thaumatin-like protein 1. The coding region runs from base 8 to 898 and encodes 296 amino acids. Gene Ontology annotation, cellular component: extracellular region. Gene Ontology annotation, biological process: defense response. The transcript is spliced from 3 exons. The record is from RefSeq and is a predicted model, not a curated record. Lineage: Eukaryota; Viridiplantae; Streptophyta; Magnoliopsida; Rosales; Rosaceae.